Molecule: messenger RNA, 1656 nt
Organism: Trachymyrmex cornetzi
Lineage: Eukaryota; Metazoa; Arthropoda; Insecta; Hymenoptera; Formicidae
Product: tigger transposable element-derived protein 1-like
Exons: 2
Coding region: 1-1656 (551 amino acids)
Cellular component (GO): nucleus
Molecular function (GO): DNA binding
Source: RefSeq, a predicted model, not a curated record
AUGGCUAAAACUAAAAAGACGCAAAUAAAAAAACGUACUGAGAGUUGGAACACAGAGUCCAUGGAAGCUGCUCUUAAAGCAGUUGAACGGAAUAAGCUCUCACAGAGAGCUAUUUGCGAAAAGUAUGGAAUUCCUCGUAGGACCUUGCGUAAUCAUAUGAAAUCUGGCACACCUUUAAAGCGUCUAGGACGAAAGAGUAUUCUUACUAUAGAACAAGAGAAGGAUUUAUCACAGCGGAUUUUGCGAAUGGCAGAUAUUGGCUUACCUAUAACUUUGAAGAUGUUAAAAUAUCAGGUAUACAAGUUUUGCACAUUACAUCAAAUUCCUCAUACGUUUAACACUAUUGCGUGCACAGCAGGCAGAUCAUGGCUUACAGCAUUUCUGAAACGCAAUCCUAAAAUUUCGAGAAGAAAGGCACAAUUUAUGAACCAAGCUCGUGCUCAAAAAUUGAACAAAUUUAUUGUAAAAGACCACUUUGAAAAGCUUAAUAACCUUUUGACAGAGCUAGAUAUAAAAUUUAAGCCGGAAAGGAUUUUCAACAUGGACGAAAAAGGCUGUAGAUUGACGAUGCAUCAUCAACCAACUGUUUUAGCUCAAAAAGGUGCUAAACGCGUCCACUUCAUCGCAAACGAACAUGCUGAAAAUGUUACUGUAGUUGGUUGUGUGUCAGCUAUAGGUAACGUGAUUCCACCUAUGAUUAUCUUUAAAGGUAAACGCGGAAAGCCAGAGUUCACUGAUAAUUUACCACCAGGAAGCAUAAUAAGCAUGGCACCAAAAGGCUUCAUAACUACUGAGCUUUUUAUAAAAUUUUUGAAUCACUUUGCUUCUUUCAAACUUGCUGGAAAGAUUCUGCUUGUUUUCGAUGGUGCUGCCUCUCACCUUGAUUACACAAUUGUGGAAGCCGCUGACAAACACGAUAUUGUACUGUAUUGUUUACCAUCCAAUACCACCCAUGAAUUACAACCACUUGACAAAUCAGUUUAUAGAUCUUUUGAGCACCAUUGGGACCAGGAAUUUCUAAAAUAUCAAGAUAAACAUCCAGAUAGAAAAUUCAACAAAACGAGCUUUAAUAUAGUGUUCUCAGAAGUGUGGUCGAAAUGCAUGACUCAAUCUAAUAUAACAAAUGGAUUUAGAAGUGUAGGGUUGUAUCCAUUUGAUCCUGAAGCCAUUCCAGACUCUGCUUUUGCUCCAUUAGUUCUAACAGAGCGUCCAACAAUAGAAAAUCAAACUCCAAACAUAGCGGUAAAUUCAUUAAUAGUCAGUGACGACAUUCCGUUAGCCGAAUUAUUAAACAAGAAUAAAGAAAAUCAAUCAACUGUUUCAAAAACGCCGUUCCAAAAACUUAUAACAACUCCAAAACGCAAAGAUUUCUCAGCUGGGAACUCGCAAAGAAAAAAAGCAUUAAAUUACAAAGCACAAAAGGUAACUAAAGAUCUCUUCAAGAAGCAAUAUGACAAAAAGUCAGAUCGACUUUCAACAUCUAAAGCUAUCACUCACUCCACUCCAACAGUUACUUGGUACUGUACGGCAUGUAAAGAAGAUCGUAUGGAGGAUAUGAGGCAAUGUACUAACAAUAAGUGUAAUAUAAUGGUACCACGAGUUAUAUGUGGGACUUACACCACAAGAUACAGAUUUUCAAUGCUGUUAAUAUUUUGA